CCGCAACUUUAUAAGGCGCUGUUCUCAUUGCUCUGCUAACCUGAAAGUAAGCUAAUUUAUCUUGGUCAAACGUUUAUCAAGUAGACGGUUAUUUUAAUGGCUCUUGGUUGUCAAAAUGGACGUUGUUCUUAAUUGAUUUUUUGCAUUAAAGGAAUAUUAUGGGUUCAGUACAAGUUAAGCUCAAUCGACAGCAUAUGUGUCAUAAUGUUGAUUACAUCAAAUAAUGUGGAUUUGGCCCUCCUUUAAAAAAAUAAAAUAAAAAAAAUCUGGAUUACAGUGUAUCCGUAAACGUUAAAAUAAUCACUAUUUCAGAAGUAUAGCCACAAAACUUAAACAAAAUGCGUGUUAACCUGAUUUUAGUGCACAAAAUCGCUCACUAUUUUACUAUAACCGCUUAUCGUUGCAAUGAUGAUGCAACACCAUAAGCCCUAAAACGACCGUAAACAACGAUUUAAACAACUUUGCGGCUAAAAUAAUGCACGAGUAUUAUUAACGGAAGACUUAAUAUAAGUGAUUUUAAAUAAUUAUAAGCUUCACAUUUCUGCCUUUAACCCUCCAACUGAAAACCAUUCAAAAAUGCACAAACUCUUUAUUAAUGUACAAUGGCACUAAAGGACCAACCUUAACAAAUUCUGUUUUAUUGUUUUAUGAUGGGGUGGAAAAAUAUGUAUACCUACUGAAUAAUAAUGGAAAACACAAUGUUUAAAGAUUCUUCUAAAAAUAAAAAUGUGCAACCACAUGAUCAUCUUCCCCACUUGCCCAGUUACUGGCUACAACAAAGAACACACAUUCCUCAAUAUUCCCAUCAAGCACAAUUAAAGGGAAAGUUCACCCAAAAUGAAAUUUCACUCAUCAUUUACUCACCCUCAUGCCAUCCCAGAUGAGCAGGACUUUCUUUUUUCAGAAGAACACAUACGAACAUUUUUUUGGAAAAUAUAGCCUUCCAAGUGGGGGUAUUCCUCAUUUCACGGUAGCCGGUGCGCAAGAGUCAUUCACUAUAGAAACUGCAGUCUCCUCCGCCAUUUUGAACAGUACGUCCUCUCCAAUGUGGAAACUCCGGUAAGAGGGAAGCAGAGAGAAAGUCAGAGAGAGCCAACCGGUAUGUCUCCACCAUUCUGAAUUGGUGUUUGUGUGUGUGUGACAGAACUCCGACUGAAGAAAGACCUCAAGCACAACAUUCGGAUAAGGAGAAAUCUUGGAAGUGUGGGCCAAGUUCACAAAAGCAGCCAUGCUGAAUGGGGCUCAGUUUGUUGAGGCAUUGUCGCGAUUGGGUUACCCACGGGCAUCCUUUUUGAAAGGUUCAGAGUUUGACUGGUUAUUUGACACAGCACCUGACAACCUGCACCUUUUACGGGUCGUCUGCAACAGACUAAACCACAACAAUGUUCUAGCACCAGAGGAAGUACAGGCAUACAAGGCCGUCAGAGAGUCCGGGAAGCCCAUCUUGGAUGAGUUGACACUGGGUAAAUUUCUUAAGACCUGUUUACCCCUGGAUGGAGCCGUAGGGCCACAGGGAUCUUCUGUGAUGGGUGGAGAGGAAGAUGUAUCAAUUGAGGAUCUUGAAACAGAACUUCAGGUUCUCCACAAGGAGAAGCUACUGAAACAAUGCAGACUCAACAAGCUGCAGAUGCUGGCCACAAGCUGGGGGGCAAAAUCCUCCACAUCCCAAGCACUACUGCAAGGAGGAAGCAUUAUGGUAAAGGAUGUCAACUCUGCCUUGGCAGCCGAAAACGCAUGCACUAAUUCUGCAGUAGAGAACCUGUCCAAGGAGGCCACCAAACUAGCAGGCUUUUUCCACAGCAACAUUCAUUCCCUGAGGAGUAAAGAUGGAGCUGCUCCACUUUCAGUUGCUCAGUCGGGCACCCCAGUGCUCCUCUCUCAGUUGUCUCUAGAGCCCUUCCUCCAGCAGCAGGAGCAAUUCACCAAAGUGUUAACUGCCUACACCCAGCGUCAGUUCUUUCAGGGCAUUUCAUAUGUGAUGGAGAUGUCCACAUCCAAAUGGUGCCAACUCACCAAUCUGAGCUGCUGCAGUGAGAGUGAAGAAGGAGAUGAGGGAAUAGUAGAGCACAGGAAGAAGGAAAUGGCACAACUGCAGUUGGCGUACAUAGUGGCACAGUACCAGCUGGUGAAAGAGAGGGCAGAGGAGAAUGGAGACAAGGCAGUAAAAGAGUGGCUUACCCAGCAACUAAACAGCAGCACAGAGCCUCUGUGCUACUCACUGGCAAGCAGGCUUGAGCCUGACCUGCGCUCCGAGUUCCUCUCCAUUCAGUCUGAAAUUCAGUCUCUAAUGUUAGGACCAGUCCGCUCUGCAUUACGAGACAUUGCCCGCCUCCUUAAUAUUCCUGUGGUGCGUGGUGACCUUGCACUUCAGGUAGCCAGGCAAAAUGAUUACACGUCCAGACAGACCGAAGUUCGUGACCAGCUUCUCCGUCAGAAGGCUUCCUUUGAAGUUGUGUGCCUGGCCCAGGUUUCAGAGCUUCUUAUGGGAAAGAGAGUGAUGGAGCAGCUUAGUGACAUAGUGCAGAGGCUGAAGGGGGCAGCAGAAGCUGCUGCUCAGAUAGAAAAUACACUGACUCAGUCUCAUUUGACUCAAGUCCCUUACCUUGGACCUAAUGCCAAACAAAAGGUCAUCAGCUCCAAGGACACAGCCUUUAGCAGGCUGCUGCAAAUUCUUGAAUUUGGUAUGGCUUCUGUAGAACCAGAGGAUCCAUUCCAAACAUAUGGUAGGCUGGAAGUAGCUGCCUUUAACCUACAGGGGGAGCUAAUCACUGUACAAGAGGCACUGGAUGGGGCCAGACGAGAGCAGGCCUACACUGGAGCUCGAUUAGAAAAUGACCGAGAUGUACUUGACCAAGUGGCAUACUCCGAUAUUGUGCAGCCUCUUCUGAGGCCGCAGGUAUGUGCUACAGCCACAUCUGCACUGGAGCUCUUCCCUCAUGCACAGGAGCUCACAAUAGUUCUUGAUGAUUUGGAGGUCAAGCAGAAGACUCUGUACAAGCUUCUUCAGGACAUAGUUGAUGACUUGAAGGCCAAACGAGCCAAGCUUGAACGCAGUGCCACUUUAAGGAGAGAAAGGGAACUGUAUAUCUACUUCCAGCUAGAUCCCAGACUGCUCACCAAAGCAGUGAGAGAUAUGGAGGCUAGAGUGGCGGUUAUGUAGGAUAAGAAUUUAGGAUCUACUUUGAUUUAGAUUCACCUUGUUUUCGUCAGCACAAAUGUACUGAAGUCCAUGCUGCAAAAGACAUAGUUGACUUUUAUGGACCAAUAUUGCUUCUAUGCUGUGCUUCUUAGAGCUGUUAUACUCAUGUAUUCGUUCUUUUUCCUGCAAAAAGAUGUUCUUUAAGACAAACUUUACACUAAUUAUCAUCAGAUUGACAUUCAUUUGUUUCUGUAACUUAACAAAUGUGUCAAACAUUGUUACUUAAAUAGUUUUUUGUUGAUUAACGGUUCUUGUAAGUUUGUG
Molecule: messenger RNA, 3463 nt
Organism: Myxocyprinus asiaticus (Chinese sucker)
Lineage: Eukaryota; Metazoa; Chordata; Actinopteri; Cypriniformes; Catostomidae
Gene: haus3
Product: HAUS augmin-like complex, subunit 3
Exons: 7
Coding region: 1229-3160 (643 amino acids)
Biological process (GO): spindle assembly; centrosome cycle
Cellular component (GO): mitotic spindle; HAUS complex; centrosome
Source: RefSeq, a predicted model, not a curated record